AUGAUGACUGAAGAGGGGGAAGCGUCUGGGGAGGGGGAGGAGUUAGGUGACGAGGAAGAAGGAGGUGCAGGCAAGGAGCUAGACGAGGAAGAAGGAGAAGGAGGCAAGGAGCUAGGAGACAAGGAAAAAGGAGGUGGGGGCAAGGAGCUAGGAGACGAGGAAAAAGGAGGUGAAGGCAAGGAGCUAGGAGACGAGGAAGAAGGAGGUGGAGACAAGGAGCUAGGAGACAAGGAAAAAGGAGGCGGGGGCAAGGAGCUAGGAGAUGAGGAAAAAGGAGGUGAAGGCAAGGAGCUAGACGAGGAAGAAGGAGAAGGAGGCAAGGAGCUAGGAGACGAGGAAGAAGGAGGUGGAGACAAGGAGCUAGGAGACGACCAGAAGGAGGAGAGUUUGAAGAGGAAAUGCAGAUCUCUGUCAAAGUCGCUCACAUCAUCAAGACCUCAGACUGUGUUCUGA
This is a messenger RNA of Knipowitschia caucasica, 453 nucleotides long. The record is from the annotation of a GenBank genome assembly. Lineage: Eukaryota; Metazoa; Chordata; Actinopteri; Gobiiformes; Gobiidae.